GCCAGCUUAUCUCGUCAAAACAGUCGCUGUAUCGAGUAGGGUUAGUUCAUCGUACGUGCGUAUUGGUGUAGACGGUCGUGAACACGUACGGUACGUGGGUAUCUGAUCAUUUAUCCAUCCUCCUCGGUGUCGAUAGAAGCGAGCAGCUCUUUCAAGACACCAUCUCUCAAUCAAUGUUUAUCAAAUGACAAAUGUGACUUGCGAACGUAAUAUCGUGCUACGUUCUAAUGUCAAUCUCGAUGAUUCUGAUACGAAAUGAAAUAAAAUUAAACUAACUUCCCGUUCACGCGUACGUUCAAUCGCAACGCUGUAAUAACGUAUGCCAGAAAAAGCGACACGUCCGUCUCGUCGUUUCUUCCUGUAGAAAACGAGUACGGAGCUGUUGAGAAGGAUUGAGGCUAGAAUGGUUCGCGGCUGUUUCCGUGAAUCGCGUUAGAACACACUAAGUGAGCCGGAUCUAAUCGAGCACGGAUCUCAAGCUCAAGUUUCAUGCCAACGUAACGUUUGUGGACAAUGGAUGGAGAGGAUUUGGCAGAUGUGGAUCCACGGGAGUUGUUGGAGACUCUCCAGACGUACAGGAAGCUCGCGGAUGAUUUGGCGAAUCAUGACACGAUCUUGAAGGACAAAACGGUCUUGUCGUACUUAGCGUAUGUCUUGGAUGUACCUGAUCUAGAUGUGGUUGCUUUAGCUUUAGAUACUCUAGAAGUGUUCGUUAAGAAUGUAGAUAAUUAUAUACACAUAACGUCUACGUUUGGCAUACGUGAGUCCUUGGAGGCAAUUAUAAACAAGUACAGUUUGAGUGAACCAAAGAUAGCCAGUCGAGCGCAGUGCAUCAAGGAUGACAUAGAACGUAUGAAACCACCUAUAUAUAACUUGCGCAGUCGUUGCAGGCGAGUUAUAGAGCCCAAGAAGCUGAAGACUCAUGUAAUAGUAUUGCACGUUCAAGGUCUAUUACCAGAAACCCGCGCCCAACUAGAAACAAUAUUAAUAAGAAUCGAAGGCCUUGUUUCGCUGGUUGUGGAUGUGGAGCAUCAGCGCGUAACGAUGCGUACCUUGAGUUACGUUACCGCGAAGCAGAUUGCGGACGUGAUCGAUAAAAAUUCAGACACUAUGGAGGCAAGACUGGUUAAAAGGAACAAAUUUAAUCAAGAGUUUCUUGUAACAUUGAUACAAGUAGGCGAUUAUAGCGACGGCGAGGAAAUUCCUGACUACUUGCCCGAGGAGGAGGAAGAAGACGAUAGGGAGGGUGUUGUCUCGUUAUUUACCGGUUUAAAGCAAAGUGCUUCAUCUUUGUAUAAAUCUACCGCCGAGUUUCUGAGUAAUUCGUUUUAUUGGUAAAAUCCGUAGAUUGUCUUACAAUUAGUGAUGAAACGAUUGUUGAUUGUUAUGAUUUGUGCGAUUGAUGUAAUUAUAAUUUUAAUUAUUUAAAUCUGUUUAUCUUCUUGAAGAAGGACUGAUAGCAUUUUGUGCAUAUAAAUAGCAUACAAUACCUAAAAAGGUAUAUAUUAAAGAGAAUGAACUGAGGGAAUUUUUUGUAUUAAUCCAGAGUAAUUUUGACUGUUAUUAAAUGUAAUCAUUUAAGAAUCUCGCACUUUUGCCAGGACGUUUUAAUGAUGUAUUAUGAUUGCAGCUGAAAAUGAGUUUGACGAUUUUUAUAGUUUAUUGUGAGUAAUCUUGUACUUUCGAUAGAAAAUUGACUUGUACAGACAGAGAUUUCUAAGCUUUUACAUCUAUAUUUGUACAAAAAAAA
This is a messenger RNA of Ooceraea biroi (clonal raider ant), 1750 nucleotides long. Its product is annotated as armadillo repeat-containing protein 1. Lineage: Eukaryota; Metazoa; Arthropoda; Insecta; Hymenoptera; Formicidae. The record is from RefSeq and is a predicted model, not a curated record.